UUGUUUCUGCAAAAAGCCAAAAGCAGAAGAAGAAGAAGACGAAGAAGAAGAAGUUUCAGAGCUCUCUCUCUCCGAUUAUGUAAAAUCCUUCUCUCAUAAAUCUCUGAAAACUCUUCGAUAAUUCUGCUUCCGCUCUUCUAAUCUCCAAACUACAGCGACAAUGCCUCUACUAUGCCGUUCUUCUCUUUCACUGUUUCAUCUCUUUCCACUGCUGCUACUGCUUAUGCUUCCGUCGCUCUGUUCCGCCGCUGAUCCCUACAUCUUUUACGAAUUUCGCGUCUCUUACAUUACUGCCUCUCCCUUGGGCGUUCCUCAACAGGUUAUAGCCGUGAAUGGACAGUUUCCUGGUCCUCGAGUCAAUGCUACCACAAAUUACAACGUUGCUGUCAAUGUGUGGAAUGAUUUGGAUGAGAAUCUAUUAUUGACUUGGUCUGGGAUUCAAAUGCGGCGCAAUUCGUGGCAAGAUGGUGUUCUUGGCACGAACUGUCCAAUUCCUCCAAAGUGGAACUGGACAUACCAGUUUCAAGUGAAGGAUCAGAUUGGAAGUUUCUAUUACUUUCCAUCUCUCAAUUUUCAAAAAGCAGCUGGUGGUUUUGGUCCAUUUGUUAUUAACAACAGGGAGAUUAUCCCAAUUCCUUUUGCCCAACCUGAUGGAGAUAUUUUCAUUAUGAUUGGUGAUUGGUAUGCACGCAACCACACGGCACUCAGGGCAGAUCUGGAUGCUGGAAAGGAUCUUGGAAUUCCAGAUGGAGUUCUCAUGAAUGGCAAGGGGCCUUACCAGUACAACAAAACUCUUGUGCCCGCCGGCAUACAAUAUGAAACCAUUCAAGUUCAUCCAGGCAAAACUUAUCGACUUCGAGUGCACAAUGUUGGGAUCUCUACCAGUUUGAAUUUUCGAAUCCAGGGUCAUAAUAUGCUUCUGGUAGAAACAGAGGGACAUUAUACGGUGAUGCAAAAUUACACAGACUUCGAUAUUCAUGUUGGGCAGUCCUACUCUUUUUUGGUAACCAUGGACCAGAAUGCCAGUACCGAUUACUACAUUGUUGCAAGUGCUAGGUUUGUAAACGCAUCACUUUGGGAAAAAGUUACUGGUGUUGCCAUUUUACACUAUUCCAAUUCUAAAGGACCAGCAACUGGUCCACUCCCAGAUCCUCCAAAUGAUUUUUAUGACAGGGAGAGGUCAAUGAACCAGGCCAGGAGUGUAAGGCAAAAUGUAUCUGCUAGUGGCGCCCGUCCCAAUCCGCAGGGAUCAUUUCAUUACGGUCAAAUAAAUGUCACGCAGACAUAUUUGUUGAAGGGUGAACCAUUGGUGACAAUCAACAGAACAGCUCGGGCAACCUUCAAUGGUAUCUCGUUUGUUCCUCCAAAAACACCAAUCAGGCUAGCUGACCAACAUAAAGUUAAGGGAGCGUAUAAGCUUGAUUUUCCAGAGAGGCCAUUGAACAGAACUCCACGAGCCGAUAUAUCUAUUAUAAAUGCAACGUAUAAAGGCUUUAUUGAAGUGAUAUUUCAGAACAACGAUACCAUCAUCCACAGUAUACAUAUGAAUGGCUAUUCAUUUUUUGUAGCAGGCAUGGGUUAUGGUGAUUGGUCAGAAGACAAAAGAGGUAGCUACAAUAAGUGGGAUGCUAUUGCUCGAUGCACGACGCAGGUCUACCCCGGGGCUUGGACAGCAGUUCUUAUUUCUCUUGACAAUGUUGGAUCUUGGAAUCUUAGAGCAGAAAAUCUAGACCGAUGGUAUUUAGGUCAAGAAACAUAUUUGAGAAUUGUCAACCCGGAGGAGAAUGGGAAAACCGAGAUGGCUCCUCCUUCGAACGUUCUAUACUGCGGUGCAUUGCAGAAUUUGCAGAAAGAACAGAAACACAACAAUGCUGAUUCAAUCUUCAAGGGACACUCAAAACUCUUCAUCUCUCUUCUGAUGGCAUUCCUUCAUAUUGUUUUCAUUUGUAGCUAAACACACCUGAUUGAUGAGGCAUAUUCAUUACUUCCCAUCAGACACUAGAGUGGUCGUUUUUCGGGCCCAUCACUGGUGAGUUGUCGUGUUUCGUUUCGGGUUUGUGUCAUUUGUAUGUACGCGCAUAUACACAGCCAGUUAGGUGUGAAUGAGUCAUUUUCAUAGAGAGAUUGGUCUAAAUGACAAUUUUUUCGUGCCCCCUUCUCUUACUCAGUGAUUGUAAUUUGAAUAGUGUUCUAAUGCAGCAAAAAUUUGCAGUCAUGAUUCUUGAGAAUUCCUUCUCACCAUCCUUUUUUGACAUAAUCUGAUAUAUUUUAAUGAAAUU
Messenger RNA from Momordica charantia (bitter melon), 2279 nucleotides. RefSeq names its product monocopper oxidase-like protein SKS1. Lineage: Eukaryota; Viridiplantae; Streptophyta; Magnoliopsida; Cucurbitales; Cucurbitaceae. Gene Ontology annotation, cellular component: plasma membrane. The record is from RefSeq and is a predicted model, not a curated record. Gene Ontology annotation, molecular function: oxidoreductase activity; copper ion binding.